This is a messenger RNA of Doryrhamphus excisus (bluestripe pipefish), 1951 nucleotides long. It is a transcript of the gene rpf1, whose product is annotated as ribosome production factor 1 homolog. Gene Ontology annotation, molecular function: rRNA primary transcript binding. Lineage: Eukaryota; Metazoa; Chordata; Actinopteri; Syngnathiformes; Syngnathidae. Gene Ontology annotation, cellular component: nucleolus; preribosome, large subunit precursor. The record is from RefSeq and is a predicted model, not a curated record. Gene Ontology annotation, biological process: maturation of LSU-rRNA; maturation of 5.8S rRNA.
AGUAAGAAGCGGAAACGGCUACCAAGCACGUGAAGCAGUCCUCUUCGUAAACACACAUCCAGGGCAAGAUGGAGAUCACAGAAGUCCCUGUCUCUACAGGCGGCAAAAGUAAGAAAAAGAAGAAUAAAAACGCAAACAAGAAGAGUGAGGAGAAGGCAGACGACAUGGGUGUUCGCGACGUCGGAGUGAAAGAAGAGAUGAAGGAGGCCCCCGUCGCUUUUCCUCCAACAUUCAGUGUGUCCGAAAUCAAGAAUAAACAGCGAAGACAUCUCAUGUUUAUGAAACUAAAACAGGAGAAAAGAAAGCAAAAGAUGGAGCUGAAGAAAAAGAGGAAAAGAGAGCAAAAAGCUCUCGGUGACAAGGCACCGCCAAAACAAGUCCCCAAGACGAUAGAGAACCAGAGAGUCUACGAUGAGACGAUGGUGGACCCACACGAUGAAGAGAUCGCAUUUGAUGAAGCAACAGAUGAAUUUUCCGCCUACUUCAACGGGCUAACAAGCCCCAAAGUUCUCAUCACAACGUCGGACAGACCCAGAGGGAGGACGGUGAAGUUCUGCGAGCAACUGGCCACGGUCAUACCAGAUGCCCACGUCUACUACAGACGUGGCUUGGCGCUGAAGAGGAUCAUUCCCCAAUGUGUCGCCAGGAACUUCACAUACCUGAUUGUCAUCAACGAGGACCGCAGAAUGCCCAAUGGGAUGGUUCUUUGUCACCUGCCUGAAGGUCCAACUGCACACUUCAAGGUCAGCAGCGUUCGACUACGCAAGGAGAUGAAAAGGCGAGGCAAGGAGCCCACUGAGCAUUUUCCAGAAGUGAUUCUCAACAACUUCAGCACACGUUUGGGCCACAGUGUGGGCCGACUCUUUGCAGCUCUCUUCCCUCAGAACCCGCAGUUUGUGGGUCGGCAGGUGGCCACCUUCCACAACCAGAGAGACUUCAUCUUCUUCCGACUCCACAGGUACAUCUUCAAGAACGAGAAGAAGGUCGGCAUUCAGGAGCUGGGACCUCGCUUCACCCUCAAGCUUCGCUCUCUGCAGAAAGGCACCUUUGAUUCAAAGUUUGGAGAGUACGAGUGGGUCCUGAAGCGCCAUGAAAUGGAUGCCUGCAGGCGGAAAUUCCAGCUGUGAAUGCAAAAAAACAAACACUUCUUCCCAGAUGACACAAGGACACCACUGUUUGUUAUCCCUUGCUUGUUUGUGCUCUUCACUUCACAUGAGGCUAGUCCUACCAUACAUGAGUCCACUUCACUUUAAACACAGCAUGCGUGAGCUCACUGGACUGGAAAACUUAAUAGUAGGUCAGGAUGGGUAGGUCAUCAUAUGAGUCAAAUAUAAAAUAAAUCAUUCAUCUCGCUCACCCUGGACUACAUUCACACUAAUUUCAUUCAUGGAAUCACUCCUCUCACUCCAGUACAAACAUCAUCACUCAACAAGAGACUGGAAAUACUCCACAGAGGCAAAUUGUAGUAAAACAGCAGACGUGAUGAGACAUAAUUGAAGGAUAAUUGAAGCCAAUUCUAUCAUGAUGUGAAUGGCCUUGUGUGAGUACACCCUUAUUCUCUUAAUUACACACUCAAUACAGCAGAAAAUGCAUUUUGUACUAAUUAAAUUUUAAAUCAUUUCUGAUGUGAAAUAACUUCUUACACACCUCCUUGCACUUAAUUGGUUCCAGGCAUGAAUCUCCGUUUUUACGACCUUCUAAAUUUGCUCAACAUUAUUACAGCCCUCUAAACAUGAAAUCCUGCCCUUUACACUGUUACUCAAUAUAGUCCACAUAAGAGAAAAUAACACAGUAAUACUUUAUAAUAUAGGCUCACACACGUACCCCAGCGUAGUUUUUUCAGUCAUGCCUCAUAAAACAUACUUGUACAUUAUAAUUACACACAUAGUUUUUACACACAAUCACUAACUUUUGAACGUACUACCCAAAACAAGCCCAAAGGUACUCACAA